Molecule: messenger RNA, 1627 nt
Organism: Triticum aestivum (bread wheat)
Lineage: Eukaryota; Viridiplantae; Streptophyta; Magnoliopsida; Poales; Poaceae
Product: protein ALTERED PHOSPHATE STARVATION RESPONSE 1
Exons: 3
Coding region: 1-1374 (457 amino acids)
Source: RefSeq, a predicted model, not a curated record
AUGCCCCCAAAAAAUGAGUCGGUGACUAUUGAAGCAAUGGACGCCCAAGCUAACCUUCACAACUUGGCAGAUGAUCUUAACCCGCCAAGUCCGGCUCGUAAUUCGAGCCCCACUAAGGCGGCUGAAGACGUUCCUCCUCAUGAAAGGAACGAUGAUGAGAUUGCUAUUACUGGGGAGGCUUAUAAAACUCCAGAAAUCUCCAAUGUGCUCACCAAGCUCACAGCAAAAGACGAGACGCCCUUGUCUGAGAAGGGAAAAAUGAGCUGCCCAAUUAUGAGGAAUUCAGUGCUGAAGAGCUGCACACAGGCUACUUGGCCCGCCUUUCUACCAGCCGCGACAUGGGAAGCUGGCAUGGUGAAUAUGAUGAAGAGGAAAUAUGAGACAUUCCUAUGGGAAAAUCCUACGAAUAUAACUCAAGGCAAUCAUUUGUCCAUGGAGAAUGUCAUCAAUUACCUCAAGAUGGAGAAGAACAGGAUGGAGAUGGAGAGCCUCGAGUCCAAGAUGCUGGUGGCCACCCAGUCCAUCGACACCACCACCUCCGAGAUCAUCAGGCUCAGAGAAUCCGAGCUGUUUCCUCAGCUACUUGAGCUGGUUGCUGGCUUGAUGAGCAUGUGGAGGGGCAUGUAUGAGUGCCAUCAGGUACAGACCCACAUGGUGCAGCAGCUUGAAUACCUGACCAUGAGCAGCAACCCAACCUCCAAUGACCACCGGCAGGCAGCGCUCCAGCUCGAGAUCGAGGUGGACAGGUGGUACUCGGCGUUCUGCAGCCUGGUUAAGUCCCAGAGAGAUUAUGUCUACUCGCUGACCGGCUGGCUUCGCCUCUCCCUGUUCCAAUGCCUUCACAACCCACUCAUGAAAGACAUCCAGAACUCCGACAUCUAUAGCCUGUGCGAGGAGUGGCAGCUGGCCAUCGACCGGAUCCCCGACAAGGUGGCCUCAGAAGGGAUCAAAACCCUCCUGUCGGUGAUCCACGCUGUGGUAGUCCAGCAGGCGGAGGAGCAGAAACAGAAGAAGAGGUCAGAUGCUGCAUUCAAAGACUUUGAGAAGAAGACAGAGGAACUGCGGUCUCUGGAGUCCAAAUACGGGCCAUACUCUGCCGCAGGCUAUGGAGAGAUGACGCGGAAGACACCAGUAGCAGAGAAGCGGGCGAAGGUGGAGGCCCUGAGGAGCAGGGCGGACGACGAGAAGAGCAAGCACGAGAAGAGCGUCGGGGUGACGAGGGCGAUGACCCUGAACAACCUCCAGACAGGCUUCCCCAACAUCUUCCAGGCGAUGACAGGCUUCUCCAGUGUCUGCAUGGAGGCGUUCGAGUCGGUGUACAACUUCAAGCGGAGCUUGGACCGGGCGCUCGACAUGAAGAGGCUGCUGACCUGAUGAGAGUGGCAUUGCCUGUGGUCACUGUAUAAAAUGUAUACAGUUUGUAGGCUUGUAGUGUGAUGGUAGUAGGGCUGGAAGAGAGUUUGAUUUUACAGAGCCAACUUCAUUGGUCUGGUACCUGGUGACUAGUCUAGGCAUAGAAAUGCCUGGAGCUCGUUUACUUGCUGUAAAUGAACUCGAGGCCUUGCCUUCCUUUCUUUUUGCCUGGCUUCUACUAGCUGUUAAUCAUUCAAAAUCUGGCUGUUUUGAA